GAAAAAAAACUUCAGUAAUUAGGAGGAGUGUCCACAUACUUUUGACCAAACUGUGUUUAUUAUUUAUAAGGUGAUGUCUCCAUCUACUGGUUAUGACUUUAAUAUGUAACUUAUACUCUCCAGUCCAAUAUACAGUAGUUCUCCCAAAAACCAUGCUAAUAUGCUGCACCCAUCGUUGUGACUGAUCACGUGACUCGGGGCUUAUUAUUGAUGUGACGCAAUCGCGGCUGUGUUAGAACUCUGAUGACGUCACAGAGAGCUGCACUGCAUGACCUGAGCGCGAGGUGAAUCAGAGCUUCAUUUCUUCUUACUGUGGAGUAACACAAAGCAGAGAGAUAUGCCUCGAGUGAACAAAGUGGACGUUGUCCAGUCAAAGGUUCCUGAUCUCCAGGAGCCUUCACUACAAUACUUCAGGGGAGAAUUAGGAGAAAGUCUGUUUGUGAAAUCGGCAGAAUUCGACUCGUCGGACAAAGACAUGGAAAUAACGUGUGGAUCCUACAACUGCCUCCACGAUCCACACUUAAAGAACUUCUUUAACCAGCCACAAAGGAAAAAGCAUCUGCUCAAACAGGGUCUCAUCAUUCAGGACGAUCAGGUGCUGUGCUCGGUGAAAGAUCUAGUUCAGUACAUGCGGUACAUAAGAAGAGUGCUGAUGAGCUGGAACAAACUUCACCAACAAGAGCAGAAGCAGCUACUGAAGAAGUUCAUGGUGCUGAAACUCAAUGGUGGAGUUCCUGAGAACAUCAGUGCUGCUCACAUGAAAGAGUGGCUCAUCUAUAGAGAGAGAAGCACCUUCAGGAACAUCUUCAAGAAAAAUGUAAAACAAGGCAGCAAUUCAAGCUAUGCUGAAAAGGCCUGGGAGGUAAAUCAGAGGAUCGAGCUGGAGGAAAUGGAGAAAAAAAUUCUCAGAGAGCUCAGUGUAGAACGUCGAAUCCCACAAAGACCAGUGGACGUUCCUUCUAAACUGGAAAAUGUACAAAAAAUAUUUGUACUGCCCUGUUCGUCUGGCUCGACCAUUUCACCUGCUGAUGACCAGGCCGAGGGAACCCUGCUGGCUCAGGACUCAACACUAGAGAAUUCACCCACUGAGAACUCAAUCCAGAAAUUUAGUCAAUCAGCUGAUGGAGCUGCUGCAAGUAUGUUGAUGAAGGUGGAGGAUCUGAAGCAGUUUGUUAGUGGGAUCAAAACCACUACAGUGAUGGAAGUACAAGAAAAUCAGCUUCCCGCUCUGGUGGAAUUUGUUCAUCCUACACAGUCCACCCUAGUGCAUCUUCCAGACUUGGUCUUGAGUCAGAAUCUUACAAAAUCACCAAGCUCAGGGAUUAAAUCGGACAGUUCUGGGGGUUUUGAGAGCUCUGUAGUAAUGAGCUCCUCUGAUGAAUCAGUGAAUACACCCCCCUUACUCUCGACGGCUGAGAAGUUGGUGCUGGAGGUGCUGUACUGUUCUGCAUCUCUGAUCAAAUGUCAGCAGGAAGAGAGCAAUGACAAGGCUGAUGAUUUUGAGAACCUGGACUUGGAUGUUCAACUUCCAAGUCCGUCACCGUCGUCUGUCUCCUCUGUUGAAGUUAUCAGAGAGAGGAAUGUUAUUACACCAGUGGAAGAACCAGAAACUAGUUUUCAGUUCUCCAACACAGAGGAACCCGAGGUCACCUUUCUGGGAUUUAGACCUCAGAGAACGUGCCAGUCUCGGACCAGCCCAACUAGCCAACAUGUACAGAUAGAAAACAUGAGUGAAGAUAUUGUCGGAUACACCCUGGACAUGGUGAUAUCAGUUCUUGCAAGUGAAGGACUUUUGUCACUACAGGAAACAUCAGAUAUGUCUGAUGUAUCUUCACCAGAGAAUUAUAUAGAAUCAGACAUGUUUGCAAGUUGUGGCACCACAGAUGAAAGCCAGAGUCCGACCCAGUGCUCAUGCUCAGAUUCUGGUUCCCAGCUGAGCUUACAAUCAAAAAAGGUAGUAAGUGAAACUCUGGUGGGAAUCCAAAGGAAAUUAUCAGACCAGUCUUUAACUGAAAUCAUCUCACCAGAUAACAGUGAUGCCAUCAGUGACCUUAUCAGUGGCAUCCUAAGGCAGAUCCAGGAAUCACCCAGCCUGGAUGCCAGUGAGCUAAUCUCCUCCAGCUCUUCAGAAAGCAGCUUCAUUUCACUCUCACAUGAUUGUAAAGCUCAGUCUGGUUCUGAGAUCAUGGGGGAUGAAUUAGUAAUGAAGAACAUCCAGCCACACAUUGGUACCAUCAGCAAGGCUCAAAGGAAACCUUCAGAUGUGAAUGGAGAUGUUAUCAACUCUCUGGUUCUAGAGGUUUUGGGAUCUGCUCUGUUUGAAAACCCUUCAGAGAAAACGUCACACCUUGAUGCUCUGAACAGAGACCAGACUGUCAGAUUGGUAAAAUCUUCAGAUAAUACUGCAGAGAGACCCUGCCAUCAGAGGCCAAAGUCCUGCCCGUUAUUAAAGAAGGACAGUACUAGUAAUGCUGCAGGGGCUUCUGCCAGCCAAACACCUGAAAACCCAACUGGCAAGAAACAAAAGAAGAAGAAAAGUGUUCGUUCUUUAUUCAUGAUGGCCUGGAAAGUGGUGAAACGGACCUUCACCAGAAGAUCCAACAAGAUAUCUCCAAUCUAAUCGUCCACCAUUUAUUUUACCACCAGCCAAAACUGAGCAGAAUUAUACACUCCUUAGCUAGAUCAUUAUCAGGGACAUGUCUUGGGUCCUCGCUUAGAGAGACCUGAAGAACCACGUUCCACCAGGAAGACUUCAUUGUUGUUAGACUUUUGUCAGCAGGAGGUCACCUUCCUUCUUUAGUAACCAACUUUUAUCUGGCACUACUGUGAUCUGUGCCAUGUUGGUCACUUUUGAUUAUCAUGAAUGGUCAGUCUUGUUCCUUUCUCCACUUUGAUUCUCAGUCAUGAGCUCCAUUAUCGAGAGCUCUGCUCUGAGUUUUCUUUGGUAACAUUUGGGUGAGGUAUUUCUGCUGUCCCACAGUCUUACUUGGUACCAUCUUGGCUUGGCAGCAUCUGUUGUUCCUGGUCUUUCUGAGUACUUUCGAUUGCUGAAAGGUUAUUUCACUCAACAUGUACCUGUUCAGCAUUGCUUACAUUCUCACCUGUGGAACUGUAGUUCUAAAAGAUUCAUUUACCUUCACAAGGAGCAGAAAAUCCCUCAAACAUCCCAGGAUUGCAGGAUUUCAUGGUGACUAUUCUGGUGAAGAGAGUUUCCUCUGAAGAACAGGAAGAAGACAUCACACCUGCUUCUCUGAAAAACCUCACCAAGUUAUGUCCAGAGUGAUGAUCUAGCUAGGAGUGUUAAUAUGCUCAUAUCUACAAGCCUCAUGACCAAGCACACAUCUGUACCAGCUGUGUUUCUUUUUCAAUAUAAUAACAACACAGGACUCGGAGUGCCAGCCAGAAGAGGAUGGAUGCUGCUUAAUUUUCCUGGACACUCUAGGCUUUAUUCUCUGUACAUUUUAACAAAUAAAAAUUCAAAACUGA
This is a messenger RNA of Trichomycterus rosablanca, 3486 nucleotides long. RefSeq lists its product as uncharacterized. The transcript has 10 exons. The record is from RefSeq and is a predicted model, not a curated record. Bases 338 to 2620 code for a protein of 760 amino acids. Lineage: Eukaryota; Metazoa; Chordata; Actinopteri; Siluriformes; Trichomycteridae.